This is a messenger RNA of Gadus morhua (Atlantic cod), 5890 nucleotides long. It is a transcript of the gene adnpb, whose product is annotated as activity-dependent neuroprotector homeobox b. Bases 718 to 3972 code for a protein of 1084 amino acids. The record is from RefSeq and is a predicted model, not a curated record. The transcript is spliced from 4 exons. Gene Ontology annotation, molecular function: DNA binding. NCBI's taxonomy places the organism in Eukaryota, Metazoa, Chordata, Actinopteri, Gadiformes, Gadidae. Gene Ontology annotation, cellular component: nucleus. Gene Ontology annotation, biological process: regulation of gene expression.
GUGCGGCGCAUGCGCUCAGUCACAAGAAAAGGACGCCUACCAUUGGAAAACCGUUGGUACUACAACAUAGGCUUGUUUACCCGCUUGGAUCCAGCACGGUAUACGGCACCACGGAUUUUCUUUGGACGAAAUAAUUCGUAAAUUCGGAGAAUAACUUCAAUGUUGAAUUUAAGAAAAUUCCCAAUUAAGUUUCACGACGGAAAACCAUCACGAGUAUCUGACGAAUUAGAUUGUUAUGUUAAUUAAAACACGUCACUUCCGCACUUUAUUUGCGCCAUUUUGGAGCUUGGAGCUGGUGGUUUCCAGGCUGGUCGCUUCUGUAUUGUCUGUCGGGAGGAGGGAGAGAAUGGGGGACGGAUCAGCCAGCAGCGCUCACACUACCACAGCCCCGCUCCACACGUCCACCGCGGAGCGAGUUUAGUUGUUUUCUAAUCACUGGAAGAAAACCCUGCCCACAACCAGCCGACAAGGGACAGCGGAUACUGGACGACCUGGGCAUGGUUUGAGCGUCCAGAAGAAGGAGAAUAACCCGAGAGAGGAGAUAGGAAAGGCGGCGGAGGAGAGGAGCUCAGGUCGGCGGUGGCUCCGUCUUCACGUAGCCGGGGAUAGGACACGAAAGUCCGGGUUGAUUAUUUACCCUCUCCGCUGUUCUGGAGGAAGGACGGAACAACAGCCGGACCUGAGUCGAGUUGGACCUCCAAGCAGGUGUGCGUCAGGAUGUUCCAGCUGCCUGUCAACAACCUGGGCAGCCUGCGCAAAGCUCGCAAGAAUGUCAAGAGGGUCCUGGGAGACAUCGGGCUGGAGUUCUGCAGGGACCACCUGGAGGACUACAAGGACUACACCCCCCCAGACAUCUACAUUAAGCACACCAACUGGGACGACGUGUGUAUGUGGGAGCCGUCCCACAACAAAGUGCAGGAGUACCGCUCAAAGCCCUUCUGCUGCUCCGGCUGCCCCUUCUCCUCCAAGUACUUCUCGGCCUACAAGAGCCACUUCCGCAACGUCCACAGCGAGGACUUCGAGAGCCGCAUCCUGCUCAACUGCCCCUACUGCACCUACAACGGCAACAAGAAGACCCUGGAGUUCCACAUCAAGCUGUUCCACAUGCCCGCCAACCCCCCCCGGCCCGGCGCCAUGGGGACGGGCGCCGGCGCCGGCGGCCUGAUGAUGACGAAGGACGGCGCGGUGCGGCGCACGGCGGACGGCAGCGUGGAGCAGGCCGUGUACUACUGCAAGAAGUGCACGUACCGGGACCCCCUGUACAACGUGGUGCGCAAGCACAUCUACCGCGAGCACUUCCAGCACGUGGCGCAGCCCUACCUCGCCAAGCCGGGCGACAAGCCAGCCGCCGCCGCCGCCGCCACGCAGAACGGCACUACCUCAGGGGCCGUGGCCGGCCACGCCCACGCCAACGCCCAACACGCCAGCAACAGCAACCAGAUCCACUGCAAGAAGUGCCUGUUCGUGCCGCGCACGUACGAGGCGCUGGUGCAGCACGUCAUCGAGGACCACGAGCGCAUCGGCUACCAGGUGACGGCCAUGAUCGGCCACACCAACGUGGUGGUGCCGCGGCCCAAGCCCAGCCUCAACAUGAUGCCCAAGACCAUCGGCGACAAGACCAUCAUCGGCAUGGGGCCAAAGGGCGCCGUCAUGGCCACCACGCGGCCCAUGGGCUCGCAGCACGCGGGCCGCAUCGUCAUCCCGUCCAAGCCCGGCGCCCACGGGCUGCUGGCCGGGCUGAAGCAGAACACGCUGGGGCUGAAGGCGGGCGCCACGCAGUCGUUCUCGGUGGGCGGGCAGCAGGUGCGGAUCACGCUGCCCGGGAACGCCCAGGUGUCGGUGCCGCAGCAGUCGCAGGCGGCCAAGCAGCUGCUCACGGGGGGCAACAUGCGGAGCCUGGUGAGCGCGUCGCUGAAGGCCAACCCGCUGGGGGCGCGCGUGCAGGCGGCGGCCACCACCGUGGCCUCGGUGGCGGGCAAGAAGGGCGGCUCCUCGGUGCUGGGCAACUCGUACACGCAGAAGUGGAAGAUCUGCACCAUCUGCAACGAGCUGUUCCCGGAGAACGUGUACAGCCUGCACUUUGAGAAGGAGCACAAGGCGGAGAAGGUGCCCGCCGUGGCCAACUACAUCAUGAAGAUCCACAACUUCACCAGCAAGUGUCUGUACUGCAACCGCUACCUGCCCAGCGACACGCUGCUCAACCACAUGCUGAUCCACGGCCUCUCCUGCCCGCACUGCCGGGCCACCUUCAACGACGUGGAGAAGAUGGUGGCGCACAUGCGCAACUCGCACCCCAACGAGCCCUUCGUCGCCCGCACUGACUCUCCCCUGACCUUCGACCUGACCCUGCAGCAGGGGAACCCCAAGAACGUGCAGCUGAUCGUGACCACCUACAACAUGAAGGACGCGCCGGAGGAGUCGGUGGCCUUCCACGCCCAGAACAACGCCACGGCCGCCGCCACGGCCGGCCCCGCCGCCGCCUCCGCCUCCGCCACCUCCCUGACGCCCAGCAAGCGCUCCACGCCACAGACGCCCCCCAAGGCGCCCCCAGAGGCCGCCGACGGCGCCACGCCCAAGAACGCCAGCCAGGCCGCCGUGCCUUACAAGAGGGACGUGGGCAAGACGCUGUGCCCGCUCUGCUUCUCCAUCCUCAAGGGCCCCAUCUCGGACGCCCUGGCGCACCACCUGCGGGAGCGGCACCAGGUGAUCCAGACGGUGCACCCCGUGGAGAAGAAGCUGACCUACAAGUGCAUCCACUGCCUGGGCGUGUACACCAGCAACAUGACGGCCUCCACCAUCACCCUGCACCUGGUGCACUGCCGCGGCGUGGGCAAGACCCCCAACGGCCAGGACAGCCGGCCCUCGCCCUCGGCCCGCGUCACGCAGGCCCAGACCAACGCCCUGAAGCGGGCCGGCUUCGAGGGCGUGGAGGGCGCCGCGGCCGCCGACGCACCCCCGGAGCCCAAGCGGAGGAGACCCGGGCCGCCCGGGAAGAGGGCGCACCCGCCGGGCACCUUCGUGGAGAACCCGGACGAGCCGGUGGUGCUGGCCCUCGACCCCAAGGGCCACGAGGACGAGUCGUACGAGUCGCGGAAGGGCUUCCUCACGCAGUACUUCAACCAGCAGCCCUACCCCACGCGGCGCGAGGUGGAGAAGCUGGCGGCCGGCCUGUGGCUCUGGAAGUCGGACAUCGCCAGCCACUUCGUCAACCGGCGCAGGAAGUGCGUGGCGGACUGCGAGACGCAGGGCACCGGCGUGUUGCUGGGCUUCGACGCGCUGGAGGCGGGACGCCUGACCCACGGGCUUGCGCUCGCCCCCGUCUGCGGCGCCGGGGACGUCAGCGCCCCCAGCCGGACCUCCCGCACCUCGGUGGGCGUGUCGGAGCUGGCGCGGCGGAGGCGGGGCGAGCUGCGGGCGUCCAACGGCGUGGCGGCGCCCCGCCCCCAGCCCCGGCCGUCCAGGACCCCGCCCAGGGCCAAGGCCACGGCGCCGGGGGCCCCCGCCACCCCGGGGGGCCGCGGCCGGGAGCCGCAGACGGAGACCAUCAAGAGGACCCUGCAGCAGAUCCAGCCCCUGAACCUGUCGGAGCCCAUCGCCAUCGACUCGUCGGACUCGGACAGCCCCGCCGAGGGAAGCGGUAGCCAGGGCAACGACACGUCGGCCAGCUCCAAGGAGGAAGGGGAGGCGAGGGGGGCCCCCAAGGCCGCCUCGGACGGAGACUCCGACGACGAUGAGGAAGACGACGACGAGGACGACGACGAGGACGAGGAUGACGAGGAGGAGGAGGAGCAAGGAGGGGGAGCAACCCCGGCACCCCCGCCACCGCCGGUGGAGAACGGCUUCGCGGCGAAGGCGAAGGCCGUGGCGGAGCGGCCCGCGGCUAAAGCCAGCCUGCCCAUCAUCAUCCCCAAGUUCGUACCGUCGGCUCGGAGCGGGAGGACCCGGUCCCAGCUGGGGAAGCAGCAGGUCUGACCCACAGAGACACAGAGAGACACAGACAGACACACGGGGAGAGAGAGAGAGAGAGAGAGAGGGAGAGAGAGAGAGAGACGGAGAGGAGGGAGAGCUUGAGAAUGAACUCAAUGCCGAGGACUCUGCCUCACCUGAGCUGGGAGAGAUCCCCCGGCCAGCGGGGGCUGCACUGAGCGGUGUCUCUGGAGAGCGAGAGAGAGAGCUCUUCCUAAAAGCCAUCCAAACCGACUGACUUGGCGACCAACGGGAAGCUAGCCUAGUUAGCACUGACUGACUUAAAGGCAAACAGGAAGCUAGCCUAGUUAGCACUGACUGACUUAGCGGCCAACAGGAAGCUAGCCUAGUUAGCACUGACUGACUUAACGGCAAACAGGAAGCUAGCCUGGUUAGCACUGACUGACUUAGUGACCAACAGGAAGCUAGCCUAGUUAGCACUGACUGACUUAGCGGCUAGCCUCGUUAGCCUUGCCUGACCUAGCGGCUUACCGGAACCUGGCCUCGUUAGUGCUGACCAACUUGGCGACCAACGGAAAGCUAGCCUAGCUAGCACUGACUGACAUAGCGGCUAACUGGUAGCUAGCCUUAGUUAGCAUUGGCUGACUUGGCGGCUAACGGGAAGCUAGCCUGUUUAGAACCGACUGACUUAGCGGCUAACCGGAAGCUAGCCUAUUUAGCACUGACUGACUUAGCGGCUAACUGGAAGCUAGCCUAGUUAGCGCUGACUGACUUGGCGGCCAACAGGAAGCUAGCCUAGUUAGUGCUGACUGACUUAGCGGCUAACCGGAAGCUAGCCUGGUUAGCACUGACUUACUUAACGGCAAACAGGAAGCCAGCCUGGUUAGCACUGACUGACUUAGUGGCCAACAGGAAGCUAGCCUAGUUAGCGUUGACUGACUUAGCAGCUCACCGGAAGCUAGCCCCGUUAGCAUUGACUGUUCUAGCGGCUAACCGGAAGCUAGCCUUAGUUCGCACUGACUGACUUAGAGGCUAACCGGAAGCUAUCCUCGUUAGCAGAUUGAAAUCUAAAUACGAUGUUUGAACCCCUUGCCGUGCGGGGGGGGGGGGGGGGGGGGGGGGGGGGCCUUUCACCAAACACUGAGGAACUAUUUCUUACAUCUCCUGUAUGCUCGGCUACACAGAAGCACUCGUUCAUGUCGCUGUGCCCACCUAGUGGUGGGGGGCUUAGUGUCGGGGGUCAACCCCCAGCUCAGACUCUCCUGAUGCGGUGGUUUUCGUGUGGCGUCGCUCGGAGCGAUAGUGUAUAUUUGUACAGUCUUUUUAGCCAUGUUUGGACAACACUCGCCAUACAUGAACUUAACAUAUUUGCUAUUUCCCGUGUACAUGCUAGGCCUCCUGUCCCACAUUGGUUCCUAGACCGUAUCGUUGCUUUGGUGGCUGGUAUUUUUCUGUAUGUUUAUUUUUUAAACAAAAAACCCUAGUUUUUUGGCUAAAUAAUAUAUCUAUAUAAAUGCAAAACUUAAAUAACGAGAAAUGUUCCUGCUUCCUUUUUUUGUUUUUCUUCGCCGUUAACCUUUAUAUAUAUUUUUUUAAUUUGCAGUUGAUUUGGGUUUUAUUGAAGCGGAAACGGGUUGUGUAACGAGGUUGUGUAACGGGGUUGUGCGCACUCUGUGGGUUGCGUUAGCUUCUCGUUAGCGCAGCAGCUAACCCUACUGGUCUCCUCACCCCUGUGGACCAUGUGACCUUUAUAUUGCCCUCCCGUGAUGGUGGCCCACUGUCACGACCCCCCCCCCCUACCCCAAUAAAAAACGCAGCCUAGAACUUGACCCUGUGAGGCCAUGCCGUGUUUUACUUUGUGAUCUUCAGGAUGGUGUACAUUGGUUGCAUUAUUGUUUUGAUUUUUCACUGAGGCUUUUCUGAAUAAUAAAGUGCUGUAUUGUGCUUCUCACGCUGACCUCAA